Molecule: messenger RNA, 1122 nt
Organism: Lodderomyces orthopsilosis Co 90-125
Lineage: Eukaryota; Fungi; Ascomycota; Pichiomycetes; Serinales; Debaryomycetaceae
Exons: 1
Coding region: 1-1122 (373 amino acids)
Source: RefSeq, a predicted model, not a curated record
AUGGGUCUUUUCAAUGUAUUUAUUUCACUAGACUCCACAUGCAUACCAACAUUUGAUCCAUCAAUUGAUUCAAUUAAUUUACAAGUGAAGUCUCUUUUAUACCUAUUCAAAAGGCUACGAAUCAACAAGUUGGCUCCAUUAGUAAAAAAUGGGAAAUUUGCAUAUACAGAUUCAUUGGUAAUUAAUAAUGACCCCACUUUUGCGAAACUUGACAAAACUUAUAAUGUAACUAAAUUUGAAGAGAUCUUACUUGAUGAUGAGUAUCGAGUAUUGGUUGAUUUCAUCAAGAAUAAGUUUCGUUCAAUGUGCUUCAUUGAUGGUGUUCCUGAGAACCUAUCACUGCCAGGAAGUCCAACAAGAGAUCAAUCAACAAGUGCUGUCUUGGAUAACGAUGAUGAUUUUCCACCCUUUUUAGACUAUAAAGAACGAAAAUCGAAGUUAUUUAAAUUCAAAUUGUUUUCCAUUACGCAACAACAUACAACAGAGUCAAUUGCAAGUAUACUCAGUGGAUCAAAUAUUUACAUUGAACAUAAAGUACCGUUUUUGAAGAGAUACAAUAUUGCACUUACUGCAAUUACUAAAGUUAUUGGUAAAUCCUCGACCACAAAAUUUACCAUUAGUCAAGAUGAAAAACUGAAGAUUAUAAGAAACUAUCUCACUCUAUUGGCAAUUCAUGUACAAGUGAUGAGAAUAUAUGAUGAGUAUACCAAGUUGCAUCCACUUGUGGCUACUCCUACUGACUCGCUCAGCCAUUCAACAUCCAAAUUGUCACUCAAUGAACCAUCACUGGCAUCAUUUCCAAUGAAAGCACAGCUAAAGUCACCUACAAAGUCACCUACAAAACUAGCGAGGAGAGAAUCACAACCCCUACUUCGAACAAAACCAUCAAUACUGAAAUUGCGGCUCGAAGAAUUGUAUAAUCCAAUAACCAGCCCGCCUCAACUUCAGUAUGGAGAUAAAACAUCAAGUAACGGCUCUGGUUCUGGUUCAGUUACUUUAUCAGAAGAUGUUGAAGGUAAAGAGAUUUUACGAUUAGACGUUUACGAAAGGUGUAAAGUCGCGGUUAAUGAAAAAGUCAAGUCAGAAAGAAAGAAAUUGGAUCGAUUUCUGGCAACCUCGUAA